AUGGGGAGGACAGGGUUGGGUCCAGUUAUCCGGAAUCAUCAAGGUGAGCUGUUGGCAGCAAUGAGCGUUACGCGUAUAGGUCUACUUGACCCAGCAGCAGUUGAAGCAUUAGCAACAAGCAUGGCUCUUCAAUUAGCUAGGGACAGGGGUUUCUUGCGGAUCAAUCUUGAAGGGGAUGUGAAGAUGGUACUUGAAGCAGUAAUGGCUGAUGAUCCAGGCUGGAGCCGCAUUGGUCACCUAGUGGAAGAUGUUCGUUUUGCUCUCCAACAUUUCAACAGCUGGACGAUGGCCUACGUGAAACGAGAAGCAAAUCAGGCUACCCAAAAGGUGGCUAAGAUGGCAACGGCUCAACCUUUGGAUAGAACGUGGAGCUCUGAUUUCCCUGACGUGUUACGUGAGAUCUGUGCUUCAGAGCUGAGUGCUCUAAAUACUUGUUGA
This is a messenger RNA of Corylus avellana, 438 nucleotides long. RefSeq lists its product as uncharacterized. Lineage: Eukaryota; Viridiplantae; Streptophyta; Magnoliopsida; Fagales; Betulaceae. The record is from RefSeq and is a predicted model, not a curated record. Gene Ontology annotation, molecular function: nucleic acid binding; RNA-DNA hybrid ribonuclease activity.